Danio aesculapii is the source of this 2629-nucleotide messenger RNA. Its product is annotated as F-box only protein 41. Lineage: Eukaryota; Metazoa; Chordata; Actinopteri; Cypriniformes; Danionidae. Gene Ontology annotation, molecular function: protein binding. The transcript has 13 exons. The record is from RefSeq and is a predicted model, not a curated record. Bases 388 to 2523 code for a protein of 711 amino acids.
CUCACCUAAAACAUUACUGAAACAUUGCAGCAACUCUCCUGAAACAUUACUGAAACAUUGUUACAACUCUUCUGAAACAUUACUGAAACAUUGCAGCAACUCACCUAAAACAUUACUGAAACAUUGCAGCAACUCUCCUGAAACAUUACUGAAACAUUGUUACAACUCUUCUGAAACAUUACUGAAACAUUGCAGCAACUCUCCUGAAACAUUACUGAAACAAACCUGAAAGAUAGUAACAACUUUAUUGAAACAUAAUUGAAACAUUACUGAAAUACUACUGAAACGUAUCCCACAACACUACUGAAAAGAUUCUGAAACAAACUCUCCUGACACUUGAUCUGGGCAUUAUGUUUUGGAGUGUGUGAGUGUAUCAUCAUCAUCAGUAUGUCCACCAGAGCCGAGCUGCCGUUCUGCUGCUCUACAUGUGGAGAGUCGUGUGUGUUUGGAGAGCACCGCUCCAGCAUCUGCUCCUGCCAGAAGCUCAGUUUAACCCCACGCCGGAGCUCCGACGGGGGCCUGAUGUCUCUGUACCCUCAGAGAGAAAGCAGCAUCGCUCGACCUCUCCGUCUGGAGCUCCUGGACGCCUUGAGUUUGGCGACCGGCCCGCUCCGGAAGAUCCUCAUCCAGAGAGACUCACCCUCCGCUCUUUCCCCAGUUCUGGCAGUGGCCGUGAGCUCCAGACCUCCAGAAACGGAGGCAGACACCGGUCACGCUGUGGCCCAGCUGGGUGUGCCGUGGCUGGGCAGGCUGGCUCUGGAGGCCCGGCUUCAGCAGCUGGCUCUGGAGGUCCAGGAACGGGUCUCGCUCAAACUGGAGGUACUUCAGGAGGAGGUGAAGAGGAGGAGCGCGGAGGUGCGGACAGCUAGAAGAGAGAGUGAGAAAAUGCUGACGGAAAAAUACGAGGCGGAGAAAAGAGCGGCUCAACUGGAGAGACAAGUGGACAUUUCUGUGGAGAUGCUGGCGAGUCUGAGAUACGAGCUGAGCGAUCGAGACGAGCAACUACGCAGAAAACAACAGGAAGUGUGUGAGCUGGACAGGUUUGUGCGGGACACGGCACUCCAGGAAGCGAGUGCAAAGAUCCGUCUACAGCGUUUCAUUGAGGAUCUGCUGGAGCGAGCGGAGAGAGCAGAAACACAGCUGCAGAACAUACACAAUGAUGUCACUUCCCCUCACAGACACCUGACAGGAAGUAGAGCUGCAGGAUACCAGAGGAGUUACAGUGUGUCGGGGAUGAGCAGAAGAUCUUCACAUCUGCCUGAUCACAGAGCUGCUCAACACUACAGGUAUGAGCGGAGGCCGCGGACGCUGUCAGUGGGUUCGGGAGGUUGCGAGGGCCACUGCUACGCCCGUCAGUAUCAGCGUGUGUUUUACGGAGACGUGGAGGAUCCAGACACACACUACAGGAGCCAACACACGGACGCGGAGUCAGACAACUGGAGCAUUUACACUGACGACACACAACUGCACAGCGGAUACAGCAGCACAGGUCAGGAUCUCCACUGGUGCGUGAACAGAGUCAGUGAGUCGACCGAGAGCUCAGAACGUCUGCGGCUCAAAGCGGCUCUGUUCUGUGUGUUCAUCUACCUGGACACACACACUCUGCUGACCGCCGCUGAGGUGUGUAAGGACUGGCGGAGUGUUGCUCGUCAUCCUGCUGUGUGGACCAGAGUCACGCUGGAGAACGCACGCGUGUCCUCAAAGUUUCUGCAGACUCUGUCUCAGUGGUGCAGUCAGACUCAGUGUCUUGUUCUUCAGAACCUCAAACCUCGAGCUCGAGCCAAGAAAGAAAGCAAAGACGAGUACAUCCGGAGCACCAGGGGCUGGCUGGAGGCGGGGCUGGAGGCGGUGCUAAAGGCAGCAGGGAGGAGUCUCGUGGUUUUGAGCAUCUCUCAUUGCUCGAAUAUUUUGACGGACAGGUGUCUGUGGCUCGUCAGCUGUCACUGCCGCUCACUGCAGUCGCUCACAUACAGGAGUGCGUCAGAUCCGGUGGGUCAGGAGGUGAUCUGGGCUCUGGGUGCGGGAUGUCGAGACAUCACUGCACUACGAAUCGCUCCCAUACAGCCGUGCCUGCAGCCCAGUCGCUUCAGUAACCGAUGCUUGCAGCUCAUUGGCCGCUGCUGGCCGAAUCUGUGCCGGGUGGGCGUGGGCGGAGCUGGCUGCGGCGUGCAGGGAUUGGCUUCUCUGGUGAGGAACUGUGUGAAUCUGUGUGUGCUUGAGCUCCAUCAUAUGAAUGAACUGAACCAGGAGGCGGCGCUAGAGAUCUGCAGAGACGGCCUUCAGCAGCUACACACACUCGCAUUCAUCUGCACACCCGUCACCGCUAAAGCUAUCCUGCACUUCACAAGUGUGUGUCCGAGUCUGAAGUGUGUGGUGGUUCAGUUGUCUAUUGCAGAUUACUUUGAGGACGCUGAUAAUGAAGAAGCCAAGAGAUUAUUUGAGGAGAUCGUCAACAAUCUACAGGCACUGAGAAAGAGACCCGGUCUGUGUGACGUCCUUCAGAUCAAAGUGGACAAACCCUGAAAACACACGUCUGAUGUGCUUCUGUGUUACUGUGACAAUCUGACACACACACAUGCACAAACUCACAGACAAACACACACACAGAGAAGUGCACAAGCAUAUAUUC